Molecule: messenger RNA, 738 nt
Organism: Cantharellus anzutake
Lineage: Eukaryota; Fungi; Basidiomycota; Agaricomycetes; Cantharellales; Hydnaceae
Exons: 3
Coding region: 114-608 (164 amino acids)
Source: RefSeq, a predicted model, not a curated record
ACAACGCCAAACUAUCUUCUGUCCAUUUGCCACCCUCUUCAGUAGGAGAAUACAGGGAAGUAGUGUGGAAUAAACCCAAGGGUUUGGCUGUCUGUGAGGCCGCCGGAUUAUUCAUGUCUUCUACCUCAGCGUCCGCAACAUCCACUCACUCAAAUGGUCUGCAAUUGUGGGUUAAUGAGACGCGUCGGCAGCUCGCACUGGCCACUCAAGAAGAUGAAUUCACCCACUACGUUCAGUCUAAUGGUUUCAACUGGUUGGCUAGUUACGUUCAAGGUGUAUUGAGUGACGAGUCUAUUGUCGAACUUGCAAAAACACCAGGCAGGCAAAAGUCCGCCAGGAAAACUCGCUCACACAUGGUGGCUAAGGCGGCAUCUGCCGUUAAACUCAAAUCCAUCAAUGAUCAGCUUCAACGCGAGAAAGAGUUUUCAAAGCCGUUAUCACCGAUAUAUUCCCCAAAAAACUUCAACGAGCCCUCAUUCGAGCGAAGAACAGUGAUAGCGAUGAAGAUUCUGAGAACGUUGCGCCGUUGCCAGCUGUCAAACCUCACAUGGCUCGCGUCAGAAGCGGCUCCCCUGCUGUUUUUGUUCCAAAACGAGGAAAAAGUGUGAACCUUGUCGCGUCGACGCCCCCCUUGUCUUCCAAGAAGACACCCCAUUUACUUGGCCCCCAGUCUCCAUCUCCCGCGAGGUUGCUUCCUGUACAGCAGAUUCGGGUCGUGGGGAACCCCCUGCCUUUCCC